AUGGACGAUAUAACAAAGACGAGCAAAGACGCCACCUACCCCCGUCCGUUCGAACGUUCCCCAUCGCCAUUCAUGGAUCUUGAACACUCUCCUGCGCUAGAUGCGCAACCUCUCCCCCAAAUUCACGUACCAGAUCUUCCUCUGAUGGACGCACACCUUGAAGAUUAUCGCCUCUGCCUUGAUGUAGAGAGGGUCAUCUCGUUGCUGUUGCGCCUGAAGCUUUGGGAACAAGACCGCCAGCGUCUACAGGAGAUAGACAAUCAGCUCAACGCGCUUCGUGGAUCUGCGGACUGUCGCGAGAUUGACGCCGCCCUCUUGAAACUGAAGCAUCAAAACUCCGUCAACAUGGAAGGAGCUACCGAGCUGGUUGCAAGUUUGUCCAUCAUUGCAUCUGCCCGUGCUGGGUUGGGGAAUCGAAUGCCUGCUAUCAUCAGCAGGAUGUGGGAUUCUGAAGGGGAUGCGUCGGUUAUGGGGAGGCAUUGUGAAUUUCGGCCAACCGGUCCGCACUGGGUGAUGGGCUUUCUAGGAGAGGCUCACGACGAAAGGAAGAUGAAAUGCAGAGACGACAUAAUGCGGGUGCUGGAUCACGACAUGAAGGAGCUUUUGGAUCAGGUCAAGGCUUGUCAACCUUUCGAUUCUCAUCAUGUUUCCGAAAGCCUUUCGACUGCCAUCACAAGGCUGCGCUCAGAAUGGGAAAGUUUCAAUCUAGAUAGCACCUCAUUACCUCUUAUUACUUAG
This is a messenger RNA of Coprinopsis cinerea okayama7#130, 738 nucleotides long. RefSeq lists its product as hypothetical. The record is from RefSeq and is a predicted model, not a curated record. The transcript is spliced from 2 exons. The coding region runs from base 1 to 738 and encodes 245 amino acids. NCBI's taxonomy places the organism in Eukaryota, Fungi, Basidiomycota, Agaricomycetes, Agaricales, Psathyrellaceae.